Molecule: messenger RNA, 390 nt
Organism: Lottia gigantea (owl limpet)
Lineage: Eukaryota; Metazoa; Mollusca; Gastropoda; Lottiidae
Exons: 1
Source: RefSeq, a predicted model, not a curated record
CGAAGAUUAGAUGGCCGCCCUGAAAACUUCAACCGAAGCUGGGAGGAAUAUAAGAAAGGUUUUGGACAUACCGAUUCCAAUUUUUGGCUCGGAUUUGAUAAGGUGAAGCACAUUUUGAAUAACGACGGUAAUGGAUUUCAACUGGACUUUGACAUGACAGAUACUAAUAAUGAUAACUGCCAAUAUAAUGUAGGGAAUUUCAAUAUUGGAAAUGAGGCAUCCAACUUUACAGGAACAUUUACAGCUGUUGGACACUGCUCCAAAUGGUGUGAAGGAUCUAUUGAUUUUAAUAAUUUCCGUACCAAUGGGAAGCCAUUUUCAACAUUCGAUCACGAUUCUUAUGGAAAUGGUUGUCCAGCUGCACAAGCUUCCGGUUGGUGGUUUGGAAAU